AUGCCGGAAUACUCAAAGAUGAAGAACGCCGACCUCGAGGCACUCCUCAAGGAACGCGGUCUUCCUCAUGCUGGAAAGAAGGCAGAUAUGGUCGACCGUCUGACCAAGGACGACGAGAAGGCUGGCUCCGGCGCCGUCUCUGCUGAUUCGAAACCUGCAGUCAAUGCCGAGGACGAGAUUGACUGGGACGACGAUGAGCCUGCGAAGGCUGCGCCUGCAGCAACGGAAGAAGUCACAACAAACGCCGAGACGGUGGAGAAAGCCGGUGGAGAAGGCCAACCGCCAAAUCCUCCAGCCGUUCCCAAUCAGGUAGCCGACAUCGAUCCUGCCAAAACUGACGAUCUCUCGGUUCAGGCGCCAACCGAGGGUGCCGAAGCCACGACCGAAGAGACGGCGGAGCCUGCUCCUGACUAUGCAAAAGGCCUUGCAGCCACCAACAUCGACGACGAGAUCGAGCGCCGCAAAAAACGUGCCCUGAAAUUUGGCACCAACAUCGAGGAUGACGAGGGGCUGAAGAAACUCGAGCGCAUGAAGAAGUUCGGAGAGAAAGGUCAGGUCCAAGGUCUUGAUGAAGCCCUUCCUGAGCGCACCCAAAAGCGCGGGCGGGAAGACAAGGAUGACGCAGGCGCAAACAAGCGCCGCGACGGAGGCAGACCUGCUCGUGGUGGACGAGGAGGUGGCAGGCGCGACAACAGGAACGAACGCAGUCGCCGAGACAGCAGGAGCCCGCGAAGAGAACGGGUCCCACGAGCGGCCCCUACAUACAACGACAAAGACAAGGCUGCGGCAGAGGCGAGGAAGGCCAGGUUUGCAAAGCCUGCGGCUUAA
Molecule: messenger RNA, 828 nt
Organism: Ascochyta rabiei
Lineage: Eukaryota; Fungi; Ascomycota; Dothideomycetes; Pleosporales; Didymellaceae
Exons: 1
Coding region: 1-828 (275 amino acids)
Biological process (GO): poly(A)+ mRNA export from nucleus
Cellular component (GO): nucleus
Source: RefSeq, a predicted model, not a curated record